CCCUAGGCGACUGUCAUGUUUUGUUCCACGCGCUGUCAACGUUGACCGUUGAGGUUAUGUUACAAACCAUUCGAAAAAUUCUCCCCUUUUAUUUUUCCUCGUCCGAUUUACCUCACUUGCCAUCAAAAAUGAGUGAAAUCAAAAUUGUCAGGAAGCCUCGCUACGACGGCCGCGUCAAAAAACGUCAAUGGGAAGAAAGAAGAAGUGAUAAAGGCGCCGGUUUAGAUGCCACAAAAUCGAAACUGGUGAAAAAAGAAGAAACAGAAAUAACAGGCGAGAUACUCGAAAAAAUUAAACGAAGAAAAUUCGCGCUGUUACUCGGAUAUUCGGGAACGAAUUACUACGGAAUGCAACGCAACCCAAACACGCCAACAAUCGAAGAAGAAUUCUUCCAGUCCCUGUACCAAAAUAAAUACAUCAGUGAAGAGAACUUCAGUCAAGUGCAGACAAUGCAGUUUCAACGGGCAGCAAGAACUGAUAAAGGUGUCUCGGCUGCUAGACAAGUAGUGUCGCUGAAGUUACCCGAAAACAUUGACAUAGCAAAAUUGAAUGAAAAACUACCCGAAGUCAUACGCGUUUUCGGCAUUAAAAGAGUAACAAAAGGGUUCAACAGCAAGGUACAGUGCGACAGUCGGUCAUACACCUACCUACUACCCACUGUCUCAUUUAUUCCUAAAGACCAAAUGAUGGUACAAAAGGGCUUCCGGCUGCAAGAAGACAUUCUAAACAAAAUCAACGCAAUUCUACAAAAGUUUGUGGGGACCAAAAACUUCCACAAUUUCACGUCAAAAAAACAAGCGUCUGAUCCCAGUGCUAAGCGCUUCAUGAAAAGUUUAGUCUGUGAUACACCGUUCGUUAAAGAUGAUGUUGAGUUCACUUUAAUAAAAAUCCGAGGACAGAGUUUUAUGAUGCAUCAAAUCAGGAAAAUGGUUGGAUUGGUUUUGGCAAUUGUUAAAGGGUACACGUCUGAGGAAACUUUGGAUGUUGCUUUUAAUAUGGAGAAAGUGAAUAUUCCAAAAGCUCCGGGGUUGGGGCUUGUUUUGGAUUAUGUGCACUAUGAACGCUAUAACAACAGGUAUGGGGAUGAUGGGGUUCAUGAAAAAAUGACCUGGGAUGAAGCUGAAGAUGAAGUGAAUGCAUUUAGGGAGAAAUAUAUUUUUCCAACUAUUAUUAGUACGGAAAUUGAGGAAGAAUCUCUGGUUAACUGGAUUGUAAGGAGACUCUCAGGGCAUAAAUAUGAUGAUCUUGAAGCUGAUGAUGACAAGAGUGACAGUGAACAGAAAGCUGAAGAGAAUAGAUAACAAUGUUAUACUUAAGUUACAUAUAUUAUACAGUAUGUAAAUUAUUUUAAGAAUACAUUUUAUAUUGAU
Messenger RNA from Zophobas morio, 1370 nucleotides. Its product is annotated as pseudouridylate synthase 1 homolog. Gene Ontology annotation, cellular component: nucleus. Gene Ontology annotation, biological process: tRNA pseudouridine synthesis; mRNA pseudouridine synthesis. Lineage: Eukaryota; Metazoa; Arthropoda; Insecta; Coleoptera; Tenebrionidae. The record is from RefSeq and is a predicted model, not a curated record. Bases 57 to 1301 code for a protein of 414 amino acids. Gene Ontology annotation, molecular function: RNA binding; pseudouridine synthase activity. The transcript has a single exon.